This is a messenger RNA of Spirodela intermedia, 2671 nucleotides long. The record is from the annotation of a GenBank genome assembly. NCBI's taxonomy places the organism in Eukaryota, Viridiplantae, Streptophyta, Magnoliopsida, Alismatales, Araceae.
AUGGAUCUCCCGCCAUCGCCGCGGGUGUUCGAACCGGCGCCAGGUGGCGGCGGCCGGAGCUUCGCCUGCGGCUUCUGCGACGUCGAGGAGGUCCACAAGAUCUCGCAGCUCCUCCUUCCCGGCCUGGCUGCCGCCAGCGUCGACAACACGGCCGGCGACCUCUUCCGUGGCCCCGCUUCCGUCGCCGUCGAGGUGCGGAAGGACCUGGUGGAGCACCUCUCCCGGAGGAGCGAGUCCCUUGUUGCUGAGGCCGUCAUGAACGCCGAGGAGGGUAGCGGUGGCGGUGGCGACGGCGGCGGCUCUGGAUCGGUGGCGGAGGGGGACGGGGCCGGAGGGCCCGCCGAGAUCGUCUCAGAUCUGCUGGAGGAUUUCGCCGCCUCCAAGCGGAACCUGCUCGGGAGAAUCUCCGGGUGGCUGAUGAGCGAGAGCCGGGAGGAUAAGAUUGACGAUUUCGUGCAGGAGAUGGAGGCGAACGGGUUCUGGCUGGCGGACCGCAGGGAAGCCCUUGCCAAGACGCUGCUGAGGAACCUGGAUUUUAGGGAAAGUUUCUGCUGCAGGAUGACCUUCGAUACGCCUAAGAAGCUGGUGGCGCACGAGAACGAUUGCAGAUUCAGGCCCGUGAGGUGUGGAAACAACGGAUGCAAGGCCACCUUCUGCACGCUCCGCUCGGAGAAGCACGAUUCGCUGUGCCCGUUCAAGAUCCUCAGUUGCGAGCAGAAAUGUCAGCUGAGGAUUCCCAGAAGGGAGAUGGAUCGGCAUUGCAUCACGGUCUGCCCCAUGAAGCUCGUGAACUGCCCGUUCUACCAGGUGGGAUGCCGGACUGAAGCCUUCCCUCAGUGCGAUGUCGAGCGGCACUGCUCGGAAUUCCUCCACUCGCACCUCCUGUACGUCCUCAAAGUUACUCACAAGCAGGAGGCAACAGUGGACGAGUUGAAACAGAGAGUCCAAAUCCUGGAAAAGGUGCGUUCUAAUUCAUCCUUACGCAAUUGGCUCACAAUUUACGCUGGCAUUUGUUGCUCCCGUAGUCAAGAUCAUCGCUGAUUGCUGUUGAAUUUUCCUUUCUGAGUUUCUUUUGACUCUUGGCUGGCUUUGAACCCUAAUUCGGACGGAUGGAGCCGAAAAUUAUAAAUAUCAUUAUUGAUCGCUCGAUCGCAAUGCAUUGCAACUUCUCCCUGCAUGGCUCACCAGGUUCGUGAUCGACCUAAGAUCUGGAGAUUGAGAGGACCAAACUUAUUGAUUGGUUUGUGCUUAAAAGAAGAUCUUGAAUCUCCACACCUCCUUUGACUUUUCUGAGGAUGUCAAUCUGACGUAGGGCAUCACUCUAAAAAACAGAGAUGAGCAAAAAGUUUUUGACUCAAAUGGUCCCAGACUGGGGGGCUGUGUUCUGUAGGUGGGCUCUAAAGGUGAACUCAAGGGGCCCAAAACUAGAUUAGACCAAAAUAAAACUGCGUGUGCAUGUGAAUAAUUAGUCAAAACUCGAUUUUCAGUAAUGAAAAUGUUUAUUAUGUUGUCUAAAUUUUCUGGAUCCAAAUAAAGUCCCUGUCAUGGUUUAUUUUAGUUAAUGGCACAUGCGUUAGAUUGUGUUUUAAUUUUGUUUCAAAAUCUUUUCUGAUUUUGACAGGGAGAACUAGUUUUCAACCUAUUUAAAGGUCACCAAAUUGUAACCCUUGAAGCACAUUGAUUACUAAACAUUUUCAUUCUCUUUCCUUUUCAAAACUCUCUUUGAGUGAAUUUUGAGUAGUUGUAGGUUCAAGUAACCUUUGUGCCUUCAAAGAAGUUACGUUUUAUCCUUAUAUAUUCAAAGAUCAGCCCAUAUGGAUUCAAGGGUAGUUUCUAAUCCUUCUAGAUUCAAGGAUUUGAAAAUUCAUACCUUGUGGAUUGAAGGUGUAAUUUGCAUUAGUUUCACACUCCAAAUUCGUGUCCUGUGGAUUCAAGGAUUUGAAAAAUCGUGCCUUGUGGAUUCAAGGUGUAAUUUUCAUUAUUUUCACAUCCCAAAUUCGUGUCUUGUGGAUUCAAGCCUGGAAUCUUCCAUUCUGCUCAAUUGUUUGUGUAUUAAUUGGUAUCAGAGCAACUUUCAUAGAUAAUAGCAUUAUUUUGAUUCUCGUGGGCGCAAGGAUUCAACAAUUUUGUGCAUAUAAAUUAUGGCCUGAUUUUAUAUUCUUCCACAACUUCCACCACAUCAGGAUCUCCUUGUCCACAUACAAACAUAUAGCGUAAGUUAUUGGCAUGAGUUGAACAAAAUUCUAUCCUAACUUUAUUUGAUAAUUACGAACACAUACUAUUAGAAAAAUCUCGUUACUAUAUAUAUUUCGUAGGUUCUAAUGUAGCACUGCUUGUUACCUUGGUGUGAACUCCAAUAGUAUUGAAAAAAAUUCAUCCUCAGGCUUGUUAUUCCAUUUAUGCUGAUUUCAAUCAUUCAUUCAUGGGUCAUUGAUCUCAACCUCCUGUCACCCAUCAGAUUUUAGCUCUAUUUGAGCUGUAAUAUCCAUUGUUCGAGAAUUGUCAACUUUGUUGUGACUCCCUGAUGCUGUCUUCCUAGUAGUGCCAAGCUUUGAGUGAGCUAUCGGAAGCUCUUGAUGUUAGAUCAUUGACAUUGGUGAUCAAGCAGCUCGAGGCAAAGAUGGUGAAACUUGAGCACAACCUCGACAAGGUCAAUCAGAGGAGUUCCUAA